CCCAUUUCAAAACUCACAAAAUCAUAGUUUCACACAGUUUCUCGCACAGAGUGUCCAUUGACACCUGAUCUGAGGUCCCUUUAAAAGGACAAAGAGAAAACAUAUGAUUCAAGAAAGAACAACUGUAGAAGUUUAGAGAGAAGAGGUUUGAGUGGACUAUAUGAGCUCUGUUUUGUGUUUUCUCUGAGGAAAAACAGGACAACAUGAAAGCCUUCCUCCUCCUCUUCCUCAGCGAGAUCUUGCUGCUGAGACAGACCUCCGCAACCACACAGAGAGUGCAAAGACAAAACAUGAGGGUGCGUAUCAGAGCUGCUGGAGACACCAUUGUAUUUAAGUUCAUUCAGCCCCAUGUGGACACCGAAUUGGAGGGAUAUAUCCUGGGCUAUGGCAGUAGCAUGUUCUCCAAACAAUUUAUUCAUCUACCUGAGGAUGGACAACCCUAUGAGACCGAGAUAGAUGCUGAGCCCAAAUAUCUGAUUGCGGUACAGUCAAAGAAACCUGAGGAGCCUAAGAAACAAUGCACAGGGAAAGUGGAUCUAGAGAAACCAUUACAUGUUGUGAUUGGCUCGGUGACACAGUCGUCGGUGCUGCUGUCCUGGGGGACACUACUGACCGGCCCCUUCAUGGAUUCUGUUGUGGAUGACUGUAUUGAUGAGGGACAGUUCACGGUGCGCUACAGAGAGAAAGAACCCAGCGAUACCUGGAACUACCAGACCUGUCCAUCCACCAGCACAGUCAUCGACAACCUCAAACCAGAUGCUCUGUAUGAGUUUGCGGUCCGAGCAGACACUGACAGCGACAGUGGAGCCUGGAGCCAACCAGUCAUCCAUAACACAGCUGAUCAAAUAAUUGAGCCAUUUAAGGAACUGAACCAGGCAAAGCCUAAAACACCAGUCUUGGCAGGCCAACCAUCAUUCUUGCCUCCAGUGCCAGUCUUAAACAACAUUACCCAGACCAGAGCAGCUCCUCUCCUCAAACACACUGGCCUUCCAAAACAAUGGAAAACUUCAGUGUCGCCAAUAGAGGCAGAAAAUCCCACGACAACUCCUGAUGAUCAACCUGCCUUCACUGAGGCCCUUAGUUUCACCGACACACCGAUCAUUCUGCCCAUGCCAAAAACCACAAACACAGUUCAACCUCAAAACCCCACCAGUCAUCCUAGCACUACCCAACCAGAUCCUCACACAGAGCAACAUACUAGUUUAACCCCAAAACAACUUACGACAACUCAGCCACAACCUUCCACAACCCAACAACAAACCAGCACAACGCAACCACCACCCACUACAAACCAAAAAUAUACCACCAAAACACAGGUCUCAGUUAAAGUUCAACCAUAUACAGCCAAACAGCUGCCGAAUACAGCCCAACAACAGUUUAGUGAAACAACAUCUUCCCCUAGUUCAUCUACAGCCAAACCACCAACCCAACAACACAACACAAGGACUGUCCAGGAACAUCCCCACCCAUCUAAGAAACAAGACACCAUAACUCAACACAGUCUCCAUACAAGAAAAAUUCAGCCAGGUACCAAGCUGCAUCGGUUGAGCACAACCCAGCGUUUACAAGGCACGUCCAAACACCAAACCAUUCACGCUUAUGAUUUCUCAAAAUCCACUUCCCAUUACCAGUCAAGCACAAUCACACAUUCAACAACAUUCACACAACCAAACAACAAACCAGCAGCCACACUUUCUGAACAGCCAAACUACAAACCAGCAGCCACACUUUCUGAACAGCCAAACAACAAACCAGCAGCCACACUUUCUGAACAGCCAAACAACAAACCAGCAGCCACACUUUCUGAACAGCCAAACUACAAACCAGCAGCCACACUUUCUGAACAGCCAAACUACAAACCAGCAGCCACACUUUCUGAACAGCCAAACAACAAACCAACAGCCACACUUUCUGAACAGCCAAACUACAAACCAGCAGCCACACUUUCUGAACAGCCAAACUACAAACCAGCAGCCACACUUUCUGAACAGCCAAACUACAAACCAACAGUCCCACUUUCUGAACAGCCAAACUACAAACCAGCAGCCACACAUUCUGAACAGCCAAACUACACACCAAUAGCCACACUUUUUGAACAGCCAAACUACACACCAAUAGCCACACUUUUUGAACAGCCAAACUACACACCAAUAGCCACACUUUUUGAACAGCCAAACUACACACCAAUAGCCACACUUUUUGAACAGCCAAACUACACACCAAUAGCCACACAUUCUGAACAGCCAAACUACACACCAAUAGCCACACUUUUUGAACAGCCAAACUACAAACCAGCAGCCACACUUUCUGAACAGCCAAACUACAAACCAACAGCCACACUUUCUGAACAGCUAAACUACAAACCAACAGCCACACUUUCUGAACAGCCAAACAACAAACCAACGACUACACAGAAUUGGUCCACAAAUGACAAUUCUCCAACAAACACAGCUUUGAAUUCACCCACAACUUUAGCAAACAUUCGGGAUGGAUUAGUGUCAUGGCAGACAACUGAUUUCAUCAACCAACCAGUAUUUAGCACUAAACCAUCCAUUCUUGAAGAAUAUUCGACACCCCAUAUUCUCACAACUGAAGAUUUGCCCCUUACCGAGAACGUACAGGAACUGACUCCACAACCAAUAUAUCCACCCAUACGUUUUUGGUACCAGCCCCAACCCAGCACCACAACACAACAUUCCAGCACUACUAAACACCAAGCUAACACUGCUAAACACAACCCAAAAACAUUUUCCCAUGCUGAAAACCAACCACCUAACCCUGAUGAACAGUUGCCAGGUACCCAAAAAACCCCACUAAACCUGACACCUAAAACUGCUUUCAUCAAAUCCGAUGCUAUUCAAAACUCACCCGUGGCGGAGAAGGUAACAGUGAGGACGCGUCAACCAGGUCAACCAGAGGCUAGUUCCCAGCCAAAGGACGAACAACUACUGUCACUGCCAACACUUACAAAUGAGGUGGCCAGUAGGAACAAUGGCAGAGGUAUCUUCCGCAACUCUUCUUCUUUGUCCCGCCCAUUGGCACGAAACGUUACGCAGAGACUGAGGCCUCAUGGUCGCGUCCCUCCUACAAAGCCUUUCAGGCCACCCCCUGUGUAUCGUAACUCAACUUUCAACAGGAAAAGGGUGCCUCAUGGUGAGCGCCAUAUAGGCCUUUGGGCGCCCAAACUUCCCGGAAAGAAACCUGAUAAGACAAAGCUGAACCAGGCUUCAGACACUAAUGAAAAGGAAAAGAUUAUUGAUCUGAAGCAGAUGGACCCAAUACCAGAUCUGAAACCUCUAGCUCCACCCACUACUGAAAAAACAACCAAUCAAGAGCUUUCACAGACAACAACACCACAAUCUGCUUUUGAAGGCAGUCGUUUUGACACCGGUGACAACUCCUCUGUAUUCAGUCCUCAUCCCCUAUCUGAGGUGGAUGCAACGGGGAAGAAACGUUUUGUAGCACCUCACGUGAUCUAUAGAACCGACAAACGUCCGGAGGAGCCCUGCUCUGUCACUCACUCUCUCAGCUUCUUUCCUGAUGAGGAGGUGGGAUACAUAAAUGUCACUGGCCCGCCCAAGACCCCUCCAUCCAACCUUACUGUAGUCACAGUGGAGGGAUGCCCCUCCUUCGUUAUCCUUGACUGGGACAAAACAGACAAUGAGACCACAGAAUAUGACGUAGUUUCCUCAACCAAGGGUCCACAUGGAGAAGAGGUGUCCAUCCAGACAACAAAUCAAACACAUACAGCAGUGGAGAACCUGAAACCAGAGAGCAGUUAUGAAUUCAAAGUUGUACCCAAGAACGAGCUGGGUUCAGGCCCAACCAGUGAUCCAGUCAGCUUCAGUACUGAGUCAGCUGAUCCUCGCGUAAGUGAGAUGCCCACUGGUAAAAAUGCCAUCUGGUCAUCGUUUCCAUUCAGAGCAGACUCAUACUCUGAAUGCAACGGGCGGCAAUUCAUAAAGCGAACCUGGUACCGCAAGUUUGUGGGUAUCCAGUUGUGCAACUCUCUCAGAUACAAGAUCUACCUGAGCGACUCACUUAAAGGGAAGUUCUACAGCAUAGGAGAUCAAACAGGGUAUGGGGAGGACCACUGCCAAUUUGUUGACUCGUUCCUGGAUGGACGAACUGGUGGUCCUCUUCCGCCAGACCAAUUACCACCUAGACAAGGCUUUUUCCGGGCCAUGCGUCAAGAGCCUGUCAAGUUUGGGGAGAUUGGAGGAAAUUCCAUGAUCAAUUACGUGGCCUGGUACGAAUGCGGGAUACCCAUUCCUGGGAAGUGGUAGGACCUCAAGGAGCAGAUGGAAGACAUGACGGAUAAGAAACAGUAGUUCCCAAGGGAGAACUAGUGUUUUUAUGUGAUGACUGUGUAUAGAGAAUGAUUUCUUUAGAGUAUGUAUCUCUGUUUUUGGGUUAUCGGGCACAUAUAAAAUUAUUUAUAAGCUCAAACAGUGCAGCAAAUGUACAGAGAGCUGAAUAAAUGUUACCAUUGAGAUUAAGAAGUUAGGCCUAAACUUUUAAUAAUAAAGGGAAGCAGGCUCCCUUAAAGACUAAAUGAAGGUGUAUAUUAUUUAUCAAAAUGUUGAAUAUUCCACAAAAAAAGACAAGUCACAUAUUUAAGUGAAUAUUUUUAAAGAUCAUGUUCUAUUCUUCCAUACAGUUUUUGUUAGCUCAACUAUUUAGCUGUGGGACUGUUUUGGGGUGAACCUCUGCUUAUGAGUUUCCAAGGUAAUUCCUAAAGGUGGAUUUUUCUCUCAGUAAACAGUCCUUUUUUGGACCUUGCAAGUAUUGUGCAAAAUUUACCAGGUUUACUGGCUUUAUAUGGUCAUGGCAGGAGUUGAAAAAUUGGAUAUAUCUGUACAGUGUUUCAGUUACACUGGUCUCAUGUGAAUAGUCUCAUUAAGUCUUUUUUGGCUUUGCUUAUAAAAUACUGUGUAUUUUACCAUUUAUCUGGGUGCAAUGCUUUGUCCCAUAGACUUUCAAUGUAAGUGUAAGUUUUUCUCUAUUAUUGUUAGUGAAACAUGCUGUUAAUAAUAUACUGAAUGUACUGAACCCAGAACAUUCCAUUAACAGCUUAAGCACCAGUUAAACAAGGAAUUUAAUGAGUAUCCAAGUAUAAAGUAUCCAAGCCAUGCUGCUUUUCAAUUAAUUGUUGUAAUUAUACUAUGUUUGAAUGUGAGGAAUGCAAUAUCACUUUAACAAGGAAGUCUAUUGUUUUGUACAGAAGUUCAAUGACUCAUGAUUUCCAGAGAAAGAUUUUAAAUGCCAGAUUUUAUGUUAAAGUUAUAGAUUUUUUAUGAGGUUUAUCUGCUUUACUAAUAAGAGCACAAGCAGUUUUUGUUUUAUGAUGUUUUUCGUGGCUGCCGUUUUUAAAAAUAAAAUAAAAUGGUUUCUGAAUCUGAUAUGAAAAAAGAUAUGGUGUGUUUUAAUAUUGUUUUAUAUGCAAUCCUCAAAAAACUGAAAAAUAAAGACCUAAAAAAAGAAAGACCAUAAAUGAAUAAAGCUCCCAUCACUUCA
Molecule: messenger RNA, 5517 nt
Organism: Megalobrama amblycephala (Wuchang bream)
Lineage: Eukaryota; Metazoa; Chordata; Actinopteri; Cypriniformes; Xenocyprididae
Gene: abi3bpa
Product: target of Nesh-SH3
Exons: 22
Coding region: 204-4286 (1360 amino acids)
Biological process (GO): extracellular matrix organization; positive regulation of cell-substrate adhesion
Molecular function (GO): protein binding
Source: RefSeq, a predicted model, not a curated record